Messenger RNA from Closterium sp. Naga37s-1, 3585 nucleotides. Lineage: Eukaryota; Viridiplantae; Streptophyta; Zygnematophyceae; Desmidiales; Closteriaceae. The record is from the annotation of a GenBank genome assembly.
AUGGACGUGUGGGGCCCGGCCUGCGUCCGUGGACAGGGUCACGAGCGCUACUUCCUGCUGGUGGUUGACGACUACUCGCGUUACACCACAGUCUUCCCCUUGCGCAGCAAGGGUGAUGUCACUGAGGUGUUGAUCGACUGGAUCCGCGCAGCUCGUCUCCAGCUCAGGCAGAGCUUCGGCUCGGACUUUCCUGUUCUGCGUCUGCACUCUGACAGAGGUGGAGAGUUCUCCUCUGGCCUUCUGCGAGCCUACUGUCGUGCACGAGGCAUCCGCCAGACCUUCACGCUUCCGGACUCUCCACAGCAAAAUGGGAUUGCUGAGCGCCGCAUUGGCAUGGUCAUGGACGUCGCCCGUACGUCCAUGAUGCAUGCGGUUGCCCCCCAUUUUCUGUGGCCGUUUGCGGUUCGGUACGCGGCGCAUCAGAUCAACCUUCACCCCAGGGUCUCCAUGCCGGAGACCUCCCCAGCUUUGCUGUGGACGGGGAAGGUUGGCGAUGCGUCUGCGUUCCGUGUCUGGGGAUCUCGGGCGUUUGUCCGCGACUUGUCUGCGGACAAGCUGUCCCCUCGUGCUGCUCCUUGCGUCUUCCUUGGCUUCCCCACUGACGCGCCAGGGUGGCAGUUCUACCACCCCACCUCUCGCCGUGUUCUGUCCUCCCAGGACGUCACGUUUGACGAGUCGGUCCCCUACUACCGUCUCUUCCCCUACCGCACUCCGUCCCUCCCCCCGCCACCGCUCUUCCUUGUGCCAGACGCGGUCGAGCCUGUCGAGGUUACUGGUGACUCUGGUGCUGCUGAGGGUGCUGAGCCUGGGGGUGCUGACUCUGGGGGUGCUGAGCGUGUGGUUGCUACGCCUGGGGGUGCUGAGCCUGGGGGUGCUACUACUGGGGGUGCUGAGCCUGGGGCGGCUGAGCCUGGGGGUGCUACGCCUGGGGGUGCUGAGCCUGGGGGUGCUACGCCUGGAGGUGCUGAGCCUGGGGGUGCGGAGCCUGAGGGAGCUGGGCCUGCUCGUGUCGCGUCUGGCGGUGCUGAGCCUGGAGGUUCUCCGGGUGCUUCGUCUCGUCGGGAGCCACUCUCUCCACAGGAGCUGCGAGAGUGGUUUGCCCGGCGCUGGAGGCGUGCUGCUGGAGCUGGAGGUUCUUCGACUGCUGAGGGUGCUGGUGCCGCGGGUCCCGGAGGUGCUCGUACUGGGAGUACUGGAGCUGCUGGGCCUGCGGGUACGUCUGGAGCUGGAGCUGCUGAGGGUGUUGGCGCUGAGGCUACUGCUGUCGGUCCUGGAGGCGGUCCUGCUGGGGGUGCUACUGGUGCUGCUGGAGGUACUGGAGCUGGAGGUGCUGCUGGCGCUGGUGCUGCCGCUGGGGGUACUGGUGCUGUCCCUGCUGUGUCUGGAGUCGCCGCGCGGCCUCGGCCGUACUUCGUUCCGCUCCUUCAGCAGGUUCUUGGUCUCCCGCCUUCUCCUGGUCCUCCUCCUCCCUUAGAGUGUCCACAGCCUGUCCCGUCCCAGUUACAGUUACAGCCGGCCUCCACACUGCCCGCUCCUUCUCCCUACACUGGUCCUACUGGAGUUCUGGCUGAGCGUCGUGAGCCUGCGUCUCGCCCUGCGUCGCCUGUCCGUCUUGCUCGCACUAGUGGCCGUGGUUCGCGUCAGCGUCCUCCUCCUGUCCCUGGCACGCACCGGAUGUCUCUACGUCCGUCCACUGCUCCUCUGCGUGCCCCUUUGCCUUCUCCUCCUGCGUCCUCUCUUCCUGCUCUUCCCGACCCGGAGUCGGACUCUCUUCGUGCUGCCAGUCCUACUGUCACACGUCUCCUUGCUACUGUCGUCACUGACCCUUCCUUUGAGUCCACUGCUGCGUCUGCCCUAGUUGCUGAGCUUGUCGACUUUGCUGCUCGCUGUCGUCUAGACUACGCUUCUAGUCUUGUCGUUGAGUCUGAGUCUGUCUGUCCUCCGUCCGUCGGGGGUGAGUGUGCCCUUGGCACGGACGUCCUUGAGGACAGGCAGGAGGAGUUCCAGUGCUUGGCUGCUGCUUCACCUCAUCUCGUGUCCGUACUGCUUACCCCUGAGGGAGACCCGGAUGCACUUGACAUCCUGACUCCGCGCUCUUACGCGGAGGCGAUAGAGGGUCCCUACUCCUCUCAGUGGCAGGCAGCUAUGGACACAGAGAUGGCUUCCUGGAAGGUGAAGCGACCGCCGGGUUCUCCGCCUGUCUUCAAGGCGCGUUACGUAGCUCGUGGCUUCAGUCAGCGGCAGGGAGUUGACUACUUUCAGACCUCUCCCACCCCGAAGAUGACCACUCUUCGGGUACUGCUGCACAUAGCUGCUCACCGCGACUACGAGCUGCACUCUCUUGACUUCAGCACUGCUUUCUUGCAGGGCAGCCUGCACGAGGAGAUCUGGCUGCGUCGCCCACCUGGCUUCACUGGGUCUUUUCCUCCUGGCACCCAGUGGAGCCUCCGGCGGCCAGUCUACGGUCUCCGCCAGGCACCGCGUGAGUGGCACGACACACUGAGGACUACACUUGCGGCUCUUGGGUUUGCUCCCUCCACUGCCGACCCGUCGCUGUUUCUGCGCACCGACACUUCUUUGCCGCCGUUCUACAUCCUCGUGUACGUCGACGACUUGGUCUUUGCCACAGCUGACACUGCUGGACUCGCCCACGUGAAGUCCGAGCUGCAGAAGAGACACACGUGCACAGACCUGGGUGAACUGCGCAGCUACCUUGGCUCGCAGAUCACCCGGGACAGAGCACGCCGCACCAUUACCCUGACUCAGUCACACAUGGUGCAGCAGGUCCUUCAGCACUUCGGCUUCACGUACUCCUCGCCUCAGGCCACUCCUCUGCCUACUCGCCACUCGCUCUCAGCUCUGCCUUCGGAUGAGUCCGUAGAGUCGAGUGGCCCGUACCCAGAGCUUGUUGGCUGCCUCAUGUACCUGAUGACCUGCACACGACCUGACCUCGCAUACCCUCUUAGCAUUCUCGCACGCUAUGUUGCUCCUGGGAGACACAGACCGGAGCACAUGGUUGCAGCGAAGAGGGUGUUGCGUUACUUGUGCAGUACGUCGGGCAUGGGGCUUGUGCUUGGAGGGCAGAGUCCAGUGGUCCUCACUGGGCACGCAGACACUUCUUGGGCUGACGACCAGGCUACGCAGCGGUCGUCACAGGGUUACACCUUCAGCCUUGGUUCCGGCUCUGUUUCGUGGCGGGCUACCCGCUCGUCUUCUGUUCUCGGCUCCAUUUGUGAGGCUGAGAUCUACGCCGGGGCCAUGGCUGCACAGGAGCUUCGCUGGCUCACCUACCUGCUGACUGACCUCGGAGAGCCGCCUCGUUCUCCUCCAGUGCUGUACGUAGACAACAAGGCCAUGCUGGCCUUGUGUCGGGAGCAGAGACUGGAGCACAGAACGAAGCACAUUGCUCUCCGCUACUUCCUUGCUCGUGAGCUACAGCAGCGUGGUCAGCUGCGGCUUGCGUACGUGGCCUCUCAGGCCAACAGUGCUGAUAUCUUCACCAAGGCACUUGCGCCUUGUGAUCAUCAGCGCUUCUGUACUCAGCUGGGUCUUGUGCCUACCUUGCCUCACUUGCUCACCCCUUGA